GGAGAGGCUGGAAUAUUUUUGGAGGGCAAUUUUACCGCCGUCAAUCUCUAUCGCCUGUGCGGGAUCCAAGUGUGCUGGACACAUCAACUUGAAGAUCACCUGCAGUACAAUAUCGAAAGCAGGACUCUUCGCGUCUACCACUUGAGUCAAUGUCUUCAAGAUCAUUUGGGUUGCUCGACGAUUCUCCCUAGAUCACUAGCUGAAGAGACAUUGCUGUCUUUAAGUAUCCUUUUCCCAAACUGGAACAUCGCUACCGAAAAGUUUCUUCGUCGGUCUCGAAAUCUGCAGCUCCAUGAUACGCUUUUCGAGUAUCCCUGCAAUGCCCAUCUUCAUCAGUUCCAUCAUUGGAGAAGUCGAAUCUCUCGACUUCAUCUCGAGUUUCGAUCUCCUGGACCGACUUUCAAGAACCUCUGGUUCGAUAGAAGAAAUCGACUACAGUGGUACACAUUCUGGUUUGCGGUAGCAAUUUUCAUUGUCACUAUUGUGUUUGGUAUGAUAACUAUCAUUUUGACCGCCAUGCAGACAAGAUACGCAUAUCAAAGU
Mollisia scopiformis is the source of this 543-nucleotide messenger RNA. RefSeq lists its product as uncharacterized. NCBI's taxonomy places the organism in Eukaryota, Fungi, Ascomycota, Leotiomycetes, Helotiales, Mollisiaceae. The transcript is spliced from 2 exons. The record is from RefSeq and is a predicted model, not a curated record. The annotation marks the transcript as partial.